AUGGAGGCCUGUACCUUCGUCAGUCCUCAAUUACACCUAUUUGAGUUUGGCAACGAAUUCAACUUCGCUGCGGGAAAAUAUCGCGCUGCCAAUCCCCCGCUUCUUGACUAUGCCGAUGAGUGGACCUUUCAAUCAGCGAUCGUCAGGGCUGCUGUUCGAAAAGCUUGCCCGGAACCUUUCCCUGGGCUUAUGGCGCCUAGCCUUGUUUUGCUUGACUUUAGUUCCAAUACUACCUGGGCAGCUGAAUACCUCUACAAUCUUGGUUAUGAUAAACAUAACUUGACUAGAGAGCUUUGCUUCCAUAAGUUGGUCCAUCCUCUUUCUGUCCUAUUUUGCCUGACUGACUUUGAAAUUAAUAGUCAUAUGGGCGUCAAUUCACCGCCGCUUCCCCCUGCAGACUUCGAUCUUCAACGGUCCCUAAUGAACCACACGAACAUCAUGCGAAAUCCCCAGCAACAACUCCAGCGGUCUGAGAGCCUUGCGUACUUUGAUCUUCCCUACACUCUCGGCGAGCUCAAUUCAGUUGCGAACCAAGGAAGAAACGGAGAAACGGAUGUUCUAGGCGAUGCUUUGUAG
Molecule: messenger RNA, 576 nt
Organism: Penicillium soppii
Lineage: Eukaryota; Fungi; Ascomycota; Eurotiomycetes; Eurotiales; Aspergillaceae
Product: Glycoside hydrolase superfamily
Exons: 2
Coding region: 1-576 (191 amino acids)
Source: RefSeq, a predicted model, not a curated record